AAGAGGAAAGAAACUACGAAGGUAGAGAAAGAGAGCAUCAUCGUCGACCAUGGAGCGGAGCCACUACGAAGAAGUUCCGGGGCUUCGCAAGAACCGACCAACACCGCAAGCGGCAGCGGCAAGCACGAUGAGCCCACCAAACCUCCGCCCCCAAAGGAUUCCAAAAAGAAAGACGAGGAUUUGUCCGAUGAAGAUUUGGCCCUCAAGCAGCAAUUAGUACGUGGAGAGGGUUCAAGAUUCUGAUCCUGGACUACAGAAAGUUGCGCUAGAGGCAGGAAAUUCGUACCUCAACUAGUUCCAUGACCUCAGUAUCAAAGUCUUCGCCCGUAUUACGGAGCUCUAAAAGCAUACUAUGAAACAAUGAUCGAUUCAGAUUUGAAGAAAUACCUUGCGGAUAUACUGUCGGUUUUGGCACUGACCAUGUCUGCUGAAGGAGAACGGGAAAGCUUAAAGUUUAGACGGUGAUAUUGGUUCAUGGGGACAUGAAUAUGUCAGGUUAGAAUCUUUUAAUUUCUUACAGAGUGAUAUGCAAUUUGUGGUAUGUGAGUUUCAUCAUUUUAGUCCUUGCAGAUUUGUUAAGGUCCCUUAGGUAUAUGACUAUAUAUAUCCUUACUACUGUGACUAUCUUGUAAUGAGGAACUUAGCUGGAGAAAUUGCUCAAGAAUAUGCCAAGCAACAGGUGUGAAUUUUUAUCCUUUGGACAUGUUGUAUUAG
Molecule: messenger RNA, 714 nt
Organism: Fragaria vesca subsp. vesca
Lineage: Eukaryota; Viridiplantae; Streptophyta; Magnoliopsida; Rosales; Rosaceae
Product: 26S proteasome non-ATPase regulatory subunit 2 1A-like
Exons: 5
Coding region: 361-465 (34 amino acids)
Biological process (GO): proteasome-mediated ubiquitin-dependent protein catabolic process
Cellular component (GO): proteasome regulatory particle, base subcomplex; proteasome storage granule; nucleus
Source: RefSeq, a predicted model, not a curated record